GAUGAAAACCGGUAUAAUGCGAGCAGAGGUGCACACUUAAAUCUCAAGCGGGCUGAGAAGGCCCGGAUCUUGGUCAGCAAAAUUCCAGCUCUUGUUGACUCCUUGGUUGCCAAAACUGGGACAUGGGAACAAGAACGUGGCAUAUCAUUCACUUAUGACGGGGUUCCUCUACUUGCCAUGCUGGACGAGUAUGCAAUGCUCAGGCAAGACAGAGAAGAAGAGAAAAGGAGGUUGAGGGAUCAGAAGAAGUUCCAUGACCAAUUUAGCAAAGAACAAGAAGCUAUUUUCGGUGCAACACCUAGCCCUGCUCGACCACUUGGUACGAAGAAGGUAGUAGGCCCACGUGCAAAUGGGGGUGCAAACGGAAGUGCAAGCAGACGGCUCUCUUUGAAUGCUCAUCAAAAUGGUUCCAGGUCCACAAGUAAAGAUGGGAAGAGGGACAACACAAGGCCAGUUGCUCCUGUGAACUAUGUUGCUAUAUCAAAAGAGGAUGCUGCCUCGCACAUAUCUGGCAUUGAACCUGUUCCAACCACACCCUGAUAAAUAUGAGAAUCUGUAGGUUUAUACCAUUGUGAAAUUGCUGUUUGUUAUUACUAGCUUAGUUGCUGGAAUAGGGAUAAUCUUUGAAGAGUGAGUGUUUCUAAAGUAGAGAGACUGUGUAGCUUUUUGUGUUAUAUUAGCACUAAACUAUUAAUCUCUAACUAACUCAUGCUCGCUUUCUUUGUUUGUGCUCACGAUCUAUUUGGGAUCCCUAAUUGGAGCAACCUCCUUCACCCGACUUGGUUUUUACCAUACCCCGAUCAUGUAGCAUGGCG
This is a messenger RNA of Ilex paraguariensis (yerba mate), 815 nucleotides long. The record is from the annotation of a GenBank genome assembly. Lineage: Eukaryota; Viridiplantae; Streptophyta; Magnoliopsida; Aquifoliales; Aquifoliaceae.